Molecule: messenger RNA, 2848 nt
Organism: Tigriopus californicus
Lineage: Eukaryota; Metazoa; Arthropoda; Copepoda; Harpacticoida; Harpacticidae
Exons: 6
Coding region: 263-2413 (716 amino acids)
Source: RefSeq, a predicted model, not a curated record
CCCUGGAGCUUGAUUGUCAAUUGCUUUUAAUUGGGCCUUGUGGGAACACAUUCAUUCAUAUAAAAAAGCAAAUACAAGUCUAAGACUUAUAGGAAAGAACCUGCUCGUUUUGGAGUAACGCUUUUUUUGAUGGUGUGACUUCAAACUUGGCGUGACGAUUCGUUUCAAUGGCUUACUAAUGCGUACCUGGAGGGCUAAAACCUUUUCGAUAACUCUCUGAGCAAACAUUUGAACAACAGCGUCUGCCAACAACUGAACGAAAAUGGCUCCAUCAGUGGACGAGGUAGAGAAAAACUCGUUCGAAAUCGAGUGGUUGGAAACUUGCCGACAAAAAGUGGUUUUACCCAAUUCAAAGUGUGAAGAUUUUUGUAUCCAAGUCAACGAGCGACUACGGAAACGAAUUAGAGGAGAAUUCGACAAUGAAAUCAAGCAACAAGCUAUGUUCCAAUUGCUCGGAAAAGAUUACGUGCGAGUCAAUUUCCCGCGUCAAAAGUUCAAGCCCCAGUUGUUGGAUCCUCCCAAAACGAAACCUGACUUGAAAGAAAUGUACUUGAAGGAGAUGAGGGAACUCCUCGAAGAGAAUGCGCUUAAAAGCAUCAAGGAUCUGGAUUAUCCCAAGGAAUUGGGAGAUUACGAAGGCGAAGACCCUUUGGGCGAGUUUGCCAAUGAGAUCCGGUUGGUUUUCAAGGAGAGUUUGGAGCAACAAAUACAGGAACAAUCUGAAAGUGCCAAGAAAGAAGAAAUUGAAGAAGACGUUGAAGAAGCGAACAAUGAUCAAGAAAAAAGGGUCAAGAAUGAGGAUAAAAUUACAAGGGGCGAGAUUGGUAACGAGAUAACUGGAGGGGCUCUCAUGUCGUUAAUGUCUCAGGUCAGGGAAUUUGAUGCCAAAGAAGCUUAUGUGGAACCGUUCAGGUCCCAAAACAUCAUGCUUCCUGGAAAGUUGAGGGAAAUGUUUUGGAUUGAUUCGAUUUAUUACGGAGAAUUCAAGGCGGUUGAUGAUCAAAAAGACAAGAAACGAGGCCGAGAUAAAGGGAAAAAAACAAAGGGAGAGCAAUUGAAGAUCGGCGAGAUUCGAAAGCAGUUCCGAAGCGAUGUGAACAAAAAAAUGAACCUGGGAAAUUUGCAACGAGCUGUUCAGAGCUCGGACUACAAGAAGAUCUACAGUGUUAUCAUUGAUAGCUAUCACACGACUAAGGUGGUGCAGCCAUUUGCAGAGGACGAAUUCAUGUUACAAAAUGCUCAUGUACUCAAUGUCUGCAAUGUUUUGAAUAAGACUUACAGCAACAGUCACAUCUUCCUCUUGCAUGCCCUCCACGUGGCCUUUCCUCGAAAAGACGAUGAAAAGGAAGAAAAGACGAUUUGCCGGUUGGCUUCUGACCUUCAUUUGCUUAUUCAAAAGUGCGUACCCAGGUGGUCUGAGGUGUUCAGAAUUGCAGAUGAUGUGUUGAGGACUCUCACCAAAGAGGAUGACGAAUAUGCCAAACACUUACAAAGGGCGUUGGAGAAGCAAGUUCGUCAAGUGGACGUGUACGAUUUUGCUUAUGAAAUCCUCCACGAGGACACUAAAAAAUCCGUCAAGAUCUGGAAUGACUUGUAUAAAAAGAAGAAGGAUAGCAAAAACAAGGACUGGAACUUAUUUGCAGAUGUUGCAGUUUACUUGAGAAAAUGGAUAUCAGAAGCGUUUGCAGGGAUUUUGAGCCAAAACAACCUCUUUUAUGUAUGGGAUUUAUUGUUCUUGAACAGAUGGAGUCGUGACAUCUUCAAGAAAAUAACUCUGGCUAUAUUGAUCCUUAUCAAACCUUGGGCCAUGCGAGCUGACAAUCACAAGAGGUUAAGCAAGGUCUUACUCGAGGAACCUGGAAAAAUCUUCAUCGGUGACCUCAAAGAGGCCAUGAGCAUCCUUUCAAAAGACCUUCCAAUCAAUCAGAUCAUGAACAAUAAUAUUGUGCUUGUGGCACAAUCCGAAGCUCAACCACAGGAUAAUGGACUGGAAAAGGGAGAAGAAGAAGAGACCCUUGGAGAAGACCAAGAACCAGAAGGAGAGAAAGUAGAAGCCGUUGAAGAAAUUGAAGAUGGUGAACAGGGUUCCCCAGUGGAAGAACCCGACAUUUCCAAAGAUGAUGGCAACGAAGAAACCCCAGAAGAAAUUGAGGAAGGUGCAACCACUGAAGAACCAAGUUCGGUAGGUGAGGAUCUUCCCUUUGACGAAGUUGAAGAGCCACCAGAAGAACCAGCUGAUGAAGUUCCCUCUGAAAAGCCCCCAGAGGAGAAGAAAAAGGCCAAAAAGCCGAAACCCUUAACGAUGGCUGAAUACAUGAAAAAGAAACGAGUUCCUGGCUCGGCCGCCUCUACAUCAAAAUUGGCAUCGGCUGUUGAUACUGCUACAGACGCUCUCACAGAGGACAACAACUAAACGAAACGGAAGCAUAUCGCCUUCUCGAACUCUGGCUUGUUGCAGAUUUAUGUUGUAAGUGGUAAAAUCUUACAUGAACCUCUCGAUCAAGUUGCAUGAUGUUGGCAGUUGAGAAUACGAAUCGGCGAAUGUGCAACCUAAAAUCACGCAACUUCAUUGCAAGGUUUGGGUUGGAUUGUACUAUUUAUUCAAUAAAUUUCCAUCAAGCUAGAGCUUGACAAGUCAAUACACAACACUCAUGUUCCACUAGCCCGCUCUCUUCGAUGACAUUUCCACACCAAACAGACAAACCCGGGAACUCGAAGCCUGUUAGUGGAGCUCUUCUUUCCGAUCGUCAAUAUCUUUACAAAUAUUGCCAAAUACAAAAACACCAUACAUUAAACACAAAAAUGAAAUAUUCUAAACAUACACACUUAUCAAAUAUUGUAUGAUCAU